Molecule: messenger RNA, 810 nt
Organism: Ascochyta rabiei
Lineage: Eukaryota; Fungi; Ascomycota; Dothideomycetes; Pleosporales; Didymellaceae
Exons: 2
Coding region: 1-810 (269 amino acids)
Cellular component (GO): intracellular anatomical structure
Molecular function (GO): pyridoxal phosphate binding
Source: RefSeq, a predicted model, not a curated record
AUGGCCGAAGAUAUGCACGUAAACCCUCAACGCGCAAAGCAGCUUACCGAGCGUAUCGCGAGCAUAACAUCGCGCAUCAAUGCCGCAAGCAAGAGCGGACAGAAUGUCCGCCUCAUUGCCGUCUCUAAACUGAAGCCAGCAAACGACAUCCUCGCCCUUCACCAGCCGCCCAACCCUCUCCAGACACAUUUCGGCGAAAACUAUGUCCAAGAACUUCUCGAAAAAUCCAAACUCCUUCCCCGCUCAAUACGAUGGCACAUGAUCGGCGGCCUCCAAUCGAACAAAUGCAAGCAGCUCGCAGAGCAAAUUCCAAACCUCUGGUGCGUCAGCAGCGUAGACAGCGAGAAGAAGGCCAACGAGCUGGAAAAGGGACGUCGCGCACUGCUCGAAAAGGACCAGGAUGCUGAGAAGCUGCGUGUCAUGGUGCAGGUCAACACCAGCGGCGAGGAAGCCAAAUCCGGCGUCGAGCCGGCGGAUACCGUAACCCUGUGUCGCCAUGUGAUUGAAAAGUGCCCGCAUCUCGAGCUGUUUGGGCUGAUGACGAUUGGCGCUAUUGCGAGGAGCAAGGAGACGACGCCGGAGAAUGAGAACGAGGAUUUCGUGUGCUUGAGAGAUACAAGAGAUAAGGUUGCAGAGGAACUGGGCUGGGACAAGAGUAAGCUCCAACUCAGUAUGGGUAUGAGUGCAGAUUUCGAGGGCGCAAUUAAGAUGGGGAGUGACGAGGUCAGGGUGGGGAGCGAUAUCUUUGGAGAGAGGCCGCAGAAGAAAGACGCUAUUGUGAAGGAGGAUGUGGCGGAAGACAAAAGCUAG